AAUAUGUACAAGGAAGAUUUCAGGAACAUGACUGAAGAGACUGGGAACAGCAGUGACUCCUCCUCAGCCUUCAUUCACACCAGCACCAUGAGUACCAUACUGAUUACUGUCUACUCAGUUGCCUUUGUUGGAGGUGGAAUUGGGUCCAUCACAAUGUCAUUUGUGCUGUUCAGUAUGAACACUCUGUCUGUGACCACUACUGCCAUCAUUAACCUGGUUGUUGUGCAUAGUCUCCUCCUCUUCACGAUGCCCUUCCGCAUCCACUAUUAUGUCAACAAGAAGUGGGUAUUCAAGAUGCCAUUUUGCAAAAUGGUGAGUGCAAUGGUGCACAUCCACAUGUACCUGACCUUCCUAUUUUAUGUGAUCACUCUGGUCAUCCGGUGGCUGAUCUUCUUUCAAUGGAAGGACAAAGUAGAGUUUUAUAGGAAGCUGCAUGCGGUUGCGGCAAGUGCUGCCGUGUGGGUCGUUGUCAUCAUCUUUGUGGUGCCUGUUUUUCACUUCCGGUAUGGACACUCAGGCUCAUACAAUGAUACAACAUGCUUCAAGUUCCACAAAGAACUACAACGGGAGAGCGUGAAAGCCCUAAACUACAUCCUAAUUGUAGCUGUUGCCUGCAUUUCCUGUGUCCUCUUGGGCCUGCAGAUUUUUAUCCUGGUAAAAGUGGCAAGGAAACUUUCCACCUCUUUCUGGUCACACCAAGAGUUCUGGGCCCAGGUGAAAAACUUGAUUUUCAUCUGGGUCAUCAUAAUUUGCUUCCUUCCCUAUCACCUCUUUAGGGCCUACUACGUACAACAUAUUAGGGAUUUUGGCCAGUUAGAAAGCUACAAUGAGGUUUUUUUGAGCCUGACUGCCCUGAGCUGUCUGGACCUGCUGUCAUUUGUGCUGAGUGGAAGCCGCUUAUUCAAGCAAAAGGUAGGGAUGCUCAGCAGCAGGUUGCGUUGCUGCUAG
This is a messenger RNA of Manacus vitellinus (golden-collared manakin), 948 nucleotides long. RefSeq names its product probable G-protein coupled receptor 141. The transcript has a single exon. The record is from RefSeq and is a predicted model, not a curated record. Bases 4 to 948 code for a protein of 314 amino acids. Gene Ontology annotation, cellular component: membrane. Gene Ontology annotation, biological process: G protein-coupled receptor signaling pathway. Lineage: Eukaryota; Metazoa; Chordata; Aves; Passeriformes; Pipridae. Gene Ontology annotation, molecular function: oxysterol binding; G protein-coupled receptor activity.